UGGCUGCACCGCACGCCUGCCCUCCAACCAGCUGCAUUCAUAAUUCUCCAAAGUUGCUUCUGAUCGAGCGACGCGAAAAUUUCUUCUUCUUGUGCCAAGUUGAUAUUUCGGCGACGAGUUCCGGCUAACGAGCGAGAUAAGUUGUGCCGUCGGUCGAGAUGGACUCGGCUACUGACAGAUGUAUACCACCUUGGUCACUAGGAAGAGCCUGCUGAGCCAAUGCAGCUAAAGCUCGCCUCUUUAAAAGACCAUUUAAGGCUGAGAAGACUAGCGAGGCCAAAGAUGCACCACAAGGUGUGACUAUGUCGGCGGCAGUCGCUGGUCAAAGCUAUGGGCAAUCAGCGCCACUGCCGCCGCUGCACCCCGACUCACCGCAAAGAGCGUCUUCACCAGGCGAGCCGCCACGGAAGCAAACCGACCAUAAACUCCCACGUGCUUCUGUUGUUAAUGUGUUUUGCGCUUUGUGGCGCCGAGUGUCCGCGAGCGUGCGAGUGCAAGUGGAAGAAUGGCAAGGAGUCGGUGCUGUGCGUCAAUAGCAACCUGAGUGUGAUUCCGGACGAGCUGGACGCGGGCACGCAGGUGCUGGACUUCACCGGCAACGCGCUGGUGGAAAUUUCGCGUGACGCGUUCAGCGACGCCGGCCUGACCAACCUGCAAAAGAUUUAUUUGGCCAGGUGUCGCAUCAAAAGUUUACACCGGUUUGCGUUCCGAAAACUAACCAACCUCGUGGAGCUGGAUUUGAGUUUCAAUCAGCUCACAGCAGUACCUUCGCACAUUUUCGAAUCCAUUUCCGAGCUGCGCGAAAUCAAGCUGAGCGGCAACCCUAUUCAGAGAGUGUCAAACGACGCCUUCCGGAAAGUGCCGCAACUUGUACGUUUGGAGCUGAGCGAGUGCAGAAUCGGAACUUUGGAGCAGCGUGCUUUUGGCGGCCUUGAAAAGUCGCUGACCUUUCUGAAGAUGGACCAAAACCAACUAGUCACCAUUAAGGCUUCCACUUUGACCGAACUCAAAAGCAUGGCCGGCCUCGACUUACACGGCAACCCGUGGAACUGCUCAUGUAGCUUGCGACCCCUUAGAGAGUGGAUGUUGAGUGUAAAGAUUCCGUACAGUGUUCCUCCCACGUGCAACUCACCAGCCAGAGUGUCUGGAAAGUCAUGGGACAAACUGGAGCUGGACGACUUUGCGUGCGUACCUGAAAUUGCUGCGAACGUGCUGGUGACGAAAGCAAUCGAGGGCAACAAUGUGACAAUGAGCUGCAAAAUUGACGGCGUCCCUGAGCCCAAAGUAAAAUGGUUUUGGAAAAAUCGAGUGAUCGCGAAUUUGACUGGCUCGGCGUUUAAUCGCAAGACUUACGUGUUGCAAGAAUUGGGUGAAACGGAGAAGGCGAGCAACCUCACAAUUUUGUCAGCCGAAAUCCAAGACGCCGGCGUCUACGUCUGCUCGGCCGAAAACAAAGCAGGCAAAGUGGAGGCAAAUGUGACCCUGGCCAUGUCCAGAAGGGCGCCAGAACCACCUGUGACCGGCCGAGUGGUGGUUGCAGGGAUCAUUGUUGCCGCCCUAUUCGUGGUCGCCUUGUCGCUGGUUGUUGUGUGCGCGUGCACCAUCAGAAGGAAGAACAAUAUGCGAACUGAGAGGCGCCGACGUCGAGAGGACAGUUAUGAAAAAAUUGAAAUGAACCAUAAGGGUGGAAUGAACGGCCGUGACCUGGGAGUCACGGUCAGCGCGGCGAAUUUGCAAAACCAAAUUAGGAAGCACGGAGACUACAGAGGGGUGUCUUGCGUGGCCGAUCCGGCGGACAGCUUAGCCAGAAAAUUUUUGCCCAGAGACCACUGGGACGGCAGGUCUCCGGAUGGUGCAAACAGCAGUGAGGCAGGACACAACGCUGACGUGGAGAGCUGUGCAGCGAGUAGAAAUAUGGUCAGCGACAGCGAGACUAGUGAUCCUGAAACACUCAAAUCUGGAGUGGCAUCCAGUGUUAGGAGUGGCCGAAUUGAGUUACCAACUUACAGUCACGCUUCCUCCACCUUGGGCAGGAAUUUCCACUUCAACUCGUCCAACUUCGCUGGCCACCAACUGGACAGUCACUCAGAAAGGGUGCCCAGCAUAGAGAUGAAAGACUUACACAUCCACGCUCCACCACUGCCACCUGACCCUGACGAGGGCAAGUACCCGCCGUUUGACCCUCGUUUUAGUUCAGACACUUUUUGCACAUUACCUCGACGUCUGCAAGACCGACGGUGGCGCCGGGGCGGCUGCUCGGACAGCAGCCAGUCGCCCCUGCUGCCGGACAGUCGCUACACCAGCAGCAGUGGCGACUCCAUGCGUCGCUUUUCGACGGACAACGUCAGACACCAACGCUCGUCCAGCUCGCUCAACUUGACCUCGGACAUGGCGCACUUCACGUCAACAGCCGCUAUCGUGAGUGGAGGCGCAACCGGACUUUCUUUCAAUAAGAGAAAAACACUUACGCGAUUCCCUAGCCUGCCCACGUCACCCGUGGACAACCUUAUGGAAAACCCGCCCGUCUACGCCACCCCUGCCACUACGAGUAAUGUGGUGAACUCGUACGAUUAUCAUGCGGCGCAGCUGGAGCGCUUCUUGGAGGAAUACCGAAGUCUGCAGGAGCAGUUGAGCAAAAUGAAGGAGACGUGUGACACUCUAAGAAACGAUAACCGCCGCAGUUUGGCUGAACCUCUCCUCAAUGUGAACGCUUUGGCGGAUGAAGUAAAUAACUCGAGGGCGAUUAUGAGUAGCCAGUCCACCGCGGCUGCCACGUCGGUCAACCCCUCCGCCGAAUUCAAUCCCCAAAACCACAAUAACGCGCCGUUCUGGGUGCCCAGAACUUCACUGAGACGUUUUAGCGGUGGCAGCGAGUUUUAUCAGAGCUGAUUUCUUCAGCUCCUGACGCGUGUGAGUUACUAAUGUUGAGACGUUUUUUACAGGCAUUCUUGGCCGUGAAUGAAUUUGACAUUGCGCUGUAAAUAUUACUAUAGUGUUGUGUGUGUUUUGCGUCUUAAAUGGUGACAUUUUUAUCACUUGUUGUUGAAUGAAAUAUGUUGUUGUUACUCUGAAGAAUGAUGCUUUUAUCGUAAAGCAUUUUGUAAGCGCCAUAUUAUCGUGGUUAUAAUAUACAGUUGGAAAAUCGAUAUUAUAUAUAAAAUAUAAACGAAAGAAACCAAGAACUCGUUGCAUCUUGGCAGUAUUCUGUGUUGAUUUCUUUGCUACUUUUCCGUCAAUGAGAGCAGAGGAAUUUUUAAUUCACCCACGUGCGUGAAAGGAACAAAAAAAACUUUUUGAUUAAAUAAAAUAAAUUUCAUUUUCCUCAAACUGGU
Molecule: messenger RNA, 3332 nt
Organism: Neocloeon triangulifer
Lineage: Eukaryota; Metazoa; Arthropoda; Insecta; Ephemeroptera; Baetidae
Gene: kek3
Exons: 5
Coding region: 331-2889 (852 amino acids)
Molecular function (GO): protein binding
Source: RefSeq, a predicted model, not a curated record